UGGUUGCUGUGUAAUGUAAUCCCUCCUUUCUGUCUCCCAGGUUCCUUUAAGGGCAUGUGUAAACAAAUCGAUCACUUCCCGGACGACGCCGACUACGAGGCCGACGCUUCCGAGUACUUCCUACGUGAGUGCACGCCGUUCUUUUUGCCCUCCCAGCACGCUGCGCAGCCACUUCAUUAGGUACAGCUGAUAUGUUACGUCAAUUAUUUUUAGGUUUUAUUAUUAUUAUUAUUAUUAUUAUUAUUGCGGUUGUAGUCUGGACUCUUCCCAAUGUGUUGAUUAGCCUAUUUAGUGGGUGAAAAAUGUUUUUAGUGAUAUUUAUUAGAGUAUGAUUUAAUUUGAUCAAUUAAUAUGAAUGAAUGAUUGAAUGAAAUAAGUUUAUUUCGGUCAUAUAAUCAACCAUCAACCAUUCGGUGUGAUCAGUUUAACAGUACAGAUUAUACAUGUUUAACAAUCACACACAUUUACACACAAAAAUAAAAUAACAUAUAUAUUAUUUAUUUUAUCUUUUGUAUUUAUUAAAAGUAUAGAUGUAUUAUUUCAAAAUGUAAUGCAUUUAAAUUUUUCAACUAUAUAUAAAAAAAGACUCGGUUUAUUUUCCAAUAUAUUAUUUUGAAAUGAUUUGGAGAAAGAAAACAGUACCAUAUUAUUAAACACAUUAUUAUAACAAAUACAGUAUUUGUUCACUUGUUUUCAUUAUAUAUUUUUAUUUUAAUAUUAUCAUUUGUUUAAAAAAAUACAAAGUUCCUGUUAUGAUUAUUGUUAAACGUAUUAUUAUUAUGACAUACUGUAAUUGUUAUCUUAUGUUUGAUUAUAUUUGUAUUAUUCUUGUAUUUAUUUAUUUGAAAUAUACACUGUAUCAUCAUUAUUAAAAACAUGAGGAGGAACAUAAAGAAGAACACAAGAUGGAAUAUAAAGAGGAACAUGCGGAAGAACAUGAAGAGGGAACAUGAAGAGGAACAUAAGAAGGAUUAUAAUGAGGAACAUGAGGAGGAACAUAAAUAGGACCCUAAGAAUAAAUAUAAAGAGAAACAUAAAGAGGACCAUAAGAAGGAUUGUAAAGAGGACCUUAAAGAGGAACAUAAGAAGGAACAUAAAGAGGACCAUAAGAAGGAACAUAAAGAGGAACAUAAGAAGGAACAUAAAGAGGAACAUAAGAAGGAACAUAAAGAGGAACAUAAGAAGGAACAUAAAGAGGAACAUAAGAAGGAACAUGAGGAGGAACAUAAGAAGGAACAUAAAGAGGAACAUAAGAAGGAACAUAAAUAGGAACAUGAGGAGGAACAUAAGAAGGAACAUAAAGAGGACAUUAAGAAGGAACAUAAAGAGGAACACAAGAAGGAACAUAAGAAGGAACAUAAAGAGGAACAUAAGAAGGAACAUAAAUAGGAACAUGAGGAGGAACAUAAGAAGGAACAUAAAAAGGACCAUAAGAAGGAACAUAAAGAGGACCAUAAGAAGGAAUAUAAAUAUGAACACAAGAAAGAACAUAAAGAGGACCAUAAGAAGGAAUAUAAAUAUGAACACAAAAAGGAACAUAAAGAGGACCAUAAGAAGGAACAUAGAGAUGGGCAUGAGAAGGAAUAUAAAGAGGACAUAAAGAGGAACAUAAGAAGGUACAUGAAGAGGAACAUAAGGAGGAACAUGAGGAGGAAUAUAAAGAGGAACAUAAGAAGGAUUAUAAAGAGGAACAUGAAGAGGAAUAUAAAGAUGAACAUAAAGAGGAAUAUAAAGAGGAACAUAAGAAGGAAUAUAAAGAGGAACAUGAGGAUGAACAUAAAGAGGAACAUAAGAAGGAAUAUAAAGAGGAACAUAAGACAGAACAUAAGAAGGAAUAUAAGGAGGAACAUAAGAAGGAAUAUAAAGAAGAAUAUAAGGAACUUAAAGAGGAACAUAAAGAGGAUCAUAAGACAGAACAACAAGAGGAACAUAAGAAGGAACAUAAAGAGGAACAUAAGAAGGAACAUAAAGAAGAACAUAAGAAGGAAUAUAAAGAGGAACAUAAGAAGGAACAUAAGAAGGAACAUAAAGAGGAACAUAAAGAAGAACAUAAGAAGGAAUAUAAAGAGGAACAUAAGACAGAACAAAGAGGACCAUAAAGAGGAACACAAGAAGGAAUAUAAAGAGGAACAUAAGAAGGAAUAUAAAGAGGAACAUAAGAAGGAACAUAAAGAAGAAAAUAAAGAGGAACAUAAAGAAGAACAUAAGAAGGAAUAUAAAGAGGAACAUAAGAAGGAACAUAAGAAGGAACAUAAAGAGGAAAAUAAAGAAGAACACAAAGAGGAACAUAAGAAGGAACAUAAAGAGGAACAUAAGAAGGAACAUAAAGAGGAAGAUAAAGAAGAACACAAAGAGGAACAUAAAGAAGAACAUAAGGAACAUAAAGAGAAACAUAAGAAGGAACAUAAGAAGGAACAUAAAGAGGAACAUAAAGAGGAACAUAAAGAAGAACAUAAAGAGGAACAUAAAGAAGAACAUAAAGAGGAACAUAAAGAAGAACACAAAGAGGAACAUAAGAAGGAACAUAAAGAGGAACAUAAAAAGGAACAUAAGAAGGAAUAUAAAGAGGAACAUAAAGAAGAACAUAAAGAGGAACAUAAGAAGGAACAUAAGAAGGAACAUAAAGAGGAACAUAAAGAGGAACAUAAGGUCCGACAUGAGGGGAACCAUUUGAGAGGUGAGGACGGAGGACAAGGUAGCACGUUAGUGUGUCUCCUAGGAGUCCGCCAAUUAGGACACUUUAUUCUAUAAAUACUUCCUACUUCCUAAGUGGGUCAAACUUUCCUCUCCUACUUCCUUCUUAUGAUCCCUCACCUCCUUUCUCCAACUCUGCUAGCGGACAGACGGCGGGCCGAGUGCCGAAGCGAUACGUGAAGGAGGGCCGCCUAUCAAUACUUUGUCUUCAGUUACCACUGCAACGUGUGUACUUCCUACACCUCCACUAUUAACACGCCUCUAAAGUUAAGUCAAGUUAAGUUAAGGCUGAAAUCCUUAAAUGUGGAAAAAACUUUUUUGGACUUGUAAUGAUGGGGAGUGCAUGAGAAAGUGGAAAGAAAAAUGUAAGCUCUCUAUUUGACCACUUGCUCAUUUAUGAACAUGGGUAUUUACAACACAGCAGCAACACAACCAAUGUUGUAACAGCACUGAGGAGAAAACUUCUGAGUCAGCAUUCAUGAGUUCGUAGACAAUAAGCAACACAACCAAUGUUGUAACAGCACUGAGGAACACACUGCUGAGUCAGCAUUCAUGACUUUGUAAACAAUAAGCAACACAACCAAUGUUGUAACAGCACUGAGGAACACACUGCUGAAUCAGCAUUCAUGAGUUUGUAGACAAUAAGCAACACAACCAAUGUUGUAACAGCACUGAGGAACAAACUGCUGAGUCAGCAUUUAUGGGUUUGUAGACAAUAAGCGACACAACCAAUGUUGUAACAGCACUGAGGAGCAAACUGCUGAGUCGGCAUU
Molecule: messenger RNA, 3467 nt
Organism: Entelurus aequoreus (snake pipefish)
Lineage: Eukaryota; Metazoa; Chordata; Actinopteri; Syngnathiformes; Syngnathidae
Product: ring-infected erythrocyte surface antigen-like
Exons: 2
Coding region: 1621-2751 (376 amino acids)
Source: RefSeq, a predicted model, not a curated record